AAUUUCAUGUUAAUUCUAUACUGAUUGUGUUUAUGUUAUCAAGUGAUUGAUUAAGGAAAGAGUUGGCCAGUAGAAUGGAACUCAAAAGAAAUCAAUGAAAAUCCGUGUGCGGUUCGAAUCUGACGGAAAGAUCAUCGUACUCACUUUAGCGAAUCAAAAGUCGAUAUCGAUCAUCGAAACUGUUUGAGUUAAUGCAGUAAAAUUUAAUAAUUCAUUAGACAUCAUCACCUAAUACUAUUCACUAAUAUCCUUUUAUUUAUAAUUAUCUUUUAUUUUUGUUUUUGUUUUAAUUUCUUUUAUCUAAAAAUGAUCAAAAAUGGCAUAAAUCAAGUGAUUCGAUUUAAUAUGAAUAAUUAUUCUAGAAAUAUCAAUCGAAAAAUCUGUAACUGUGAAAUAUUGAAACAACUUCCAAAGGAUAAACAAAUUAAUUAUGAAAAGUCGUUGAAGGGAACUAAAGUGAACUACUACAAACAUUUAUUAAUAUUCUCGAAUAAAAGCGGGAAGGAUUGGCCAUCAAGGUUAGAAAUGGAUCCGGAAUCAAUAAUUUCAAGCUUUAAUUUAUUCAAAAGAAAAAUUAUUAGCAAUUUGCAUCCAGUGCUAAUAUCGGAGAUAUCAUUGAUAGAUUACCAUCAAAACGAAAGCACAAGUGACAUAGAUAAAUUUAAAGCAAUAUUGUAUCCCAAUAAUUUGAUAUUCCCAAGGUUAAUGAAAAACAAUGACAAUAUCCAAGAAUUUAUGAAAAAUUAUUUGCGACCCGACAAUUUCAAUGAGAUUGAGAAUAAAAUUAGUAGUGAAAAUAAUAACUUUUUUGCGUUUGAAAAAAAGAAGUUGAUAACCAAAUCAAAGAAUAACGUCAAUUGCAAUAGAGAAAAAGUCAAAAACAUUAGUAAAGAAAAACCACAAAAAGAGAUCAACUUGGAACAUUACAAAAACAAAAAUGGGAUGAUUUUAAUUUGUGGACAUCUAAAAAGAGACAUUAGAUGUGGAUUAUACGGGCCGAUACUACUAGAUGAAUUUGCCAAAGAACUUGAAAGUAGAAAGUUGUUGUUUGAUGAAAAAAACAACCCCAAGGGCAUCAAAAUUGGAUUGAUAUCCCAUGUUGGAGGUCAUGCCGUAAGUAGAAAAAUCAUGAUACAGUUAGCACCAAAUCAGAAGGCUGACAAUAAAUAUUAUUAGUGAUUUACUAACAGUUUCAAUCAAUUUCAACCAAAUUGACUCAAAUCAAUUUUAGUAUGCUGGAAAUGUUAUUUACUUGAGUGAAUCAGGCAAUAGCAUCUGGUAUGGUCGAGUGAGACCAGAAGACGUUGAGAGAAUCAUUGAGCACACAGUGGUAAACAACCAGAUCAUAGAGGAGUUGCACAGAGGGUCUGAAUAAAAUAUAAAACAAGACAUGUCACUGAUACGCAGCUCCAAAACUGCUGUUCCAUUGA
Molecule: messenger RNA, 1430 nt
Organism: Ascoidea rubescens DSM 1968
Lineage: Eukaryota; Fungi; Ascomycota; Saccharomycetes; Ascoideales; Ascoideaceae
Product: sucrase/ferredoxin-like domain-containing protein
Exons: 1
Coding region: 307-1176 (289 amino acids)
Source: RefSeq, a predicted model, not a curated record